Messenger RNA from Neospora caninum, 4725 nucleotides. Its product is annotated as putative chromosome condensation protein. Gene Ontology annotation, cellular component: chromosome. Gene Ontology annotation, biological process: mitotic chromosome condensation. Bases 1 to 4725 code for a protein of 1574 amino acids. The record is from RefSeq and is a predicted model, not a curated record. Gene Ontology annotation, molecular function: protein binding; ATP hydrolysis activity; ATP binding. NCBI's taxonomy places the organism in Eukaryota, Apicomplexa, Conoidasida, Eucoccidiorida, Sarcocystidae. The transcript has 22 exons.
AUGGAACGGGAGACAGACAGCGCCUCUUCCACCUGUUCUCCGCCGCCGGCCUCGGCGCUUCAGUGCCUCGAGGAAGAAGCGUCGCUUUCUCCCUCGCCUUCGCAUGCAUCAGCCGACUCGCUCUUUCCCCCAUCAGGACAGGAAGUCGCGAGGGAAUUGGCAGGAGAUGAGACGAGGGCUGAUGCCUCCAGCCUCAACCAUGGAAACUGUGGCAGACACACAGAGGCACAGCCUCGCAGCUCGGAGAGCGAGCUCACACUGGCGGUGCGAGAACCCGGAGAACAUCGAACGCCGCACAGUGCAAACUUUCCUGCUUCUCCGUCCUCCUCGGUCGCGCUCGCGCUAGUGGACAAGGGCGAAAGCGAAGGGCGACCUCGCGAUCCGCAGUCGACGGGAGCCCGUUGCGCUCUCCCGCGGAAACGCCUGAUGAUCGAACGUGUCGUGCUGGAGAACUUCAAGAGCUACGGCAAGAAGAAGACGAUCGGCCCCUUCCAUAAACGCUUUACGGCCAUUGUGGGCCCGAACGGCAGUGGCAAGAGCAACGUCAUCGACGCAAUGCUCUUUGUCUUUGGGCGGAGAGCGCAGCAGAUUCGCCUGAAGAACGUCGUCGAACUCAUCCACAACUCGGCCGCUGCAGGGGGCGGCGAGCCUCUCCAAACCGCCAGAGUGACCGUCUUCUUCCAGGAAAUAUUUGACCCGGAUCCGGAUUCGGAGGAUUUCGAGGUGAUCCCCGGUUCGCAGUUUGUCGUGUCGCGCGAAGUGUCUCGAGCCUCGAACUCGACGGAGUACCGUGUGAACGGCCAGCGCGCCCAGCAGCGACAGGUCGUCGAACUGCUCAAGUCGAAGGGUCUCGAUCUGCAAAACAACCGUUUCCUCAUUUUGCAGGGCGAAGUCGAGCAGAUUGCCCUCAUGAAACCCAAGGCAACGCGGCCCGAGGAGACAGGCCUUCUGGAGUAUCUCGAAGAGCUCGUGGGAUCGAACCGCCUCGUCGAGCCCAUUCAGAAGGCGCAGGAAGACUACGAAGCGUCAUGCCAGCAGUACCAAGAAAAAGCAAAUCGCUGUAGGGCGGCCGGCGCGGAAGUGAAGCAGCUGGAAGGCCCGAAGAACGAGGCGGUCAAAUUUCUUCAGUUUGAAAAGCAAGUUCAGACAAACGCCCUCCUUCUCGCGGCUCUCGACGGAAGGGAGCUCAGUGGAGUGUAUCGCCAGAAACGCCGCGAGCUAGCCAAAGUGGAGAGGCAGAAAGAAGAAGACGAAGAAAAGGGCGCUGCUCUCGCGCAGCAGUUCGAGGCGUUGGGUAAAGAGUUGGAUGAGUUGUGGAAGAAAGACAAAAAGCUGCAAACGCAGUUCGCUGAGGUCGACGGGAAGUUCAACCAGAUGGUGUGGCGCGACGAGGAGCUGCGGAACGAACUUUUCAGCGAGGCGCAGGCCAGCGAGGAGAAGACGCAGAAGGUGAAGGCGAACGAGAAGAAGCGCGAAGAAGAGCAGAAACUGAUUGACAGCCGCCAGGCGGAGGCGGACGAGAAGAAGCUGCAGAUUCCCGCGGCAGAAGAAGCCUACGAGAAGGCGAAAGAAGACGUCGAAACCUACAGAGAAUCGAUUCAAGACGAAGUUCGGCGUCUCGCAGCCGCCCACAGCAAGGCGGAGCAGCAACUCGCGCCGCUUCAGGCCAAGCUGGACGACCAGAUGAAGGGGAUCGCCAAGUUAAACAAGGAGUUCUCGCUCCUCGAAAAGAAGAAACUGCGAGGCGAACAAGAAUACAAAAAUCUGGAGGAGAGUCUGACGAAGCUGACGCAGCUGCUCCAGGAUCGGACCGCAGGCACCAAGCAGAAGACGCAGCUACUCUCGACUAUUCGCGCGGAGAAGACGCAAGCGACGCGUCGGCGCGAGGAGGCGCAGGGCGAAGUGUCGCGUCUCCGAGAAAGGCUGCGCGAAAUCCAGAGCAAGGCGCAUGCAAUCGAGGCACGCCGCGUCGAAUCCAAAUCGAACAGUCGCCUGAUGCAGGCUCUGCAGCAAAUGAAGAAAAAGGGGGAGAUAAAAGGCCUACACGACCGCCUCGGCGAACUGGGGUGUAUCGAUAGAAAGUACGAAAAGGCGUUCAUGGCUGCAGGAGGCGGCUUCUGCUCCUUCCUCGUCGUCGAGGAGCCACCGGACGCCACGGCCAUCUUCCAGAUUCUUCGCCAGCAAAACCUGGGACGGGUUAACAUCAUGGCGCUUCGCGUUCUCGAAAGAGAUCUCGCAGGCUACAUGCAGCGUUCGGACUCGGAAGCGCGCGCAGGCGACUUUCCACUGCCCCGCCUCAUCGACCUCGUUUCUCUCAAAAACGAUCGCUACAGAGUCGCCUUCUACAAAGCUGUGGGCGACACCGUCGUCGCGUCUGACAUGGACGAAGCUUCUCGAAUCGCCUAUUCGCAAAGAAGAAGAGUUGUAACUCUGGACGGCGGCCUGAUCGAGGUCGACGGGCGCAUGGUGGGGGGCGGCGUGCGCGACAGCCCCGGGAGCGGGCGAGGGAUUCGCGUCUCCGAAGGCCCAAGCGUGGACAACAUCGCGGAGGAAGAAGACAACUUGCCAGAACUCCGAGAAGAGAUUCGAGAGAAGGAACAGAGACUUCAGAACGCCCUCCGAGAAAGCGAAGAGAGCGAGGAGUCCCUCACCAGACUGGCGGCGCAGGAGGAGGAGACAGAAAGCAGUUUGGCCCUUCUUCAACAAGACAUCCAAGCAGCAGAGAGACAGGUGAAGGCGCUACGUAGACGAGAGAAGCCGAAGAAUUUGCCGAAACUGGCGGCCGUCGCCCUGCGCAAACAACCUUUCUUGGGGAGCGUUUUCGCGCUUUCAGGCUCACCUGCGACUUUUUCAAUUCGCCUUUUCUCUGCGCUGCAAUACGUUCAGGUUCAAGAGGUGACAGAGCGUCUCGCGUCUCAGAGCAAAGAGAGCCUCUCGAACGAGGAGAAGAAGAAGAUGGUAGCGCUUCAGAAAGAGAUCGACGCCGCCAGCGAGAAACAGAAAGAUACCGUCGAAAAGGUGAAGAACCAGGAACGCGUCGUGAGCGAGUUGUACCAGAACGUGCAGAACGCCGGCGGAGAGGAGAUGAAGACGCGGAAGAACAAACUUCUGGUGGCAGAACGCGAUUUGAAUCGCCUCAAGGGGCAAGUGACGUUCCAGCUGAAAGAAGUAACCGACCGGAAAGUCGAAUGCGAGAAUCUGAAACGCGCCAACGUACGGCUCACCAAGGAAGUUGCAGAUCACCAGAGACGCCUGACGGAACUGUCGGAACAGCUGUCCCAGAUGGAAGACGAGGCAAAGGAAGUGCUGGCGGAGAAAGAAAAGAUCGAGGAAGAGCGAAGCAAACUCGAAGAGGAAAUGAAAGGCCUGCGAUCGCGGAAGGAAACAGUCGAAGAAGACAUCAAGCAGCUCGGACUCAACACCCUGGACGUCAAGCACCAGUUGACGACCCUGCAGGCUGCGGUGGAGCAAGCGAGUCAAGCGAGGCAGGCACAGCUCCAGCAGUUCUCGUCGGCUGUGGAAAAGUUGAGCGAGUUGCAAAAGAUGCUGAGAGACGAGGGCGGAGACGACGAAGGAGACGAGGGGUCGGCCGACAACGAGGGCCAGCAGAGCGAGAACGCGGCGGGAGAAGAUACAGUGCAGGACGCGGCGCAAGGCGAGCAGGAGGUCGAGAUGGAAAGCGACGAGAAGAAGGCAGAAGGAAUGGAGACGACGAAGAGGCCGGAAGGAGAGGAAGCAGGGGGAGAGGUCCCGGGCUCGAAAGAAGCGGGAAGUUCCGACAGCGACGGCGAGCAAGAUGCGGAAGACGAUUUCGCGUCUCUUCUCUUUACUCGUUUUGGGGAACUUCUUCGGAGGCUGAACCUGGAAGCCUCUCUCGCGGCCUCGAACCUGAGGAGCCUCGACAAAAAGACGCUACUGGCGGAGAGACAGAAAUUCGGAUCGGAGCAGAAGAAAGGGCGCGGCGCAGCGACCGGCGAAGGCGGCAGUCUGCAUGCGCUCGUGCUGUAUCGACAGAAGAAGAAGGAGUUCGAAAAGAAGGAAGAAGACAUGCAACACGCCUGGAAGAGCAGAGAGGCAGCCAAACGCCAAGUCGACCUGCUCUGUGCAGAACGGAAAAAAGAAUUCAUGGACGCAUUCGUCAUCAUCGCUGCAAAACUCAAAGAAACCUACAGAAUGCUGAGCCAAGGCGGGGACGCAGAGCUGGAGCUCGUCGACUCCUCCGAUCCUUUCUCUGAAGGCGUUCUCCUGUCCGUCCGUCCACCCAAGAAAAGCUGGCGACUCAUCCAGCAUCUCUCAGGAGGAGAGAAGACUCUCAGCAGCUUGUCUCUGGUGUUUGCGCUGCACCACUUCUCGCCCACCUGCGUCUACUUUCUGGACGAAAUUGACGCCGCUCUCGACUACCGAAAUGUGUCAAUUCUCGCGAACUUUGUCAAACAAAAGGCAAAGGACGCUCAAUUCAUCAUCAUUUCCCUCCGCAACCAACUCUUUGAGCUCGCCAAUCGCCUCGUCGGCAUCUACAAAACUUUCGAUGUGACGAAAUCCGUGGCAGUUGAUCCCGGGCGGUUCUCGUCGGACGACCGAGGCGAGGAAAACAAACGGCCCAUCGCCUCGGGCGAACCCGAGAGCCUCGCGAGUCAGACUGCUUCGCCCCUCCUGCACAGACAUCGAGAACCCGAGAAGAAACGGGGAGAGGUGUCGACUCCACUGCAGCUCCUCUCCCUCUAG